Messenger RNA from Corythoichthys intestinalis (scribbled pipefish), 16229 nucleotides. It is a transcript of the gene layna, whose product is annotated as layilin a. NCBI's taxonomy places the organism in Eukaryota, Metazoa, Chordata, Actinopteri, Syngnathiformes, Syngnathidae. The transcript has 8 exons. Bases 9089 to 10555 code for a protein of 488 amino acids. Gene Ontology annotation, molecular function: hyaluronic acid binding. The record is from RefSeq and is a predicted model, not a curated record.
GAAGUGGACUCAGUUGCGGAGGUUUAGGCAAAAACUUUGAUUUUGAAAACAAGUUCUUCCGCUGACAUGCGGGGAUGAGAAAAAAGUACAAAUCAAAAGCUCUCCAACAGAGGAAUAAGUCAGGGCAACCACAGUCAAUGUUCAAACAAAAAUGCACUCCAAAAGGGAGGAAAGGCAAAAAACACAAAACGCUCCAAAUGGAGGAAAAAGUCAAGAUGGCUAAGAUCAAAAAGGUUCAAACAUGGCUCGUGGCCCGGGUGGGCGGACGGGGUUGGGGACGGGCGUGGGGACGGGCGUGGGGUUGGUGGUGCCCUCUUGCCAUCCCUGAAGGCCGGUAGAUGGGCGCGCGGGUGGACCACCCUGGAUUCUGGGGGGGGGGACAAGGGCUCCUUUGCUGGGCAGCGGGAGGAGGGAUGGGCUGCGCCACCCCCCCCCCCCACCUACCCCCCCGGCCCUGCCCUCCCUCCCCGGGCUGGCUGGGUGGGGGUCGUGGCCCUGUGUCGGCACCUGCAUGGCGUCUCCGCUCGUCUGCGUGGCUGUUGCGUGCCCGGUGGGGCUCACGUGCCGCUGGAUGUGAUUGGGCGCGCUCGGGCGGGGGGUCCCGGUGCCGGGAUUGGCAAUGGGGCGUCGUAGGGUCGGUCGCCAACGGGCUUACACUCACAAGGGGUUCACACGAUUACUGGGUUCUAGACCACAGAGAUGAUUUGUGUACACUCUACCCCUUUCUAUCACUUAGCUUAUAGACUCCCCCACCUCCUUCCCCCUCUUUCCCUGGUCAACAGGCCCCCCACAUGGUGUCAACCGGAAAUACAUUUAGCUGACGAUAGCACCAACAUAUUAGUAGUUAGUGUAGUUAGGCGUUCAAUGUAUUUCUUGUUGUUGUUUGUGUUUCUUUUCUUUCUUCUCUUGUGUUUCUUUUCUUCUGUUCCCCCAUAACCCCGUCCUGUUCGCUGCUUUGUCAUAAUAAACGAGGUAUGUUGAAUGAUCACAAUGGGAGUGUGUCAGACUCUCAAUGUGAAACAUUAAAACUGUUCAAAUGAUCCGCACUUAGACUUCCAUUCUCCGUGUCAAACAGCUGAACAGGACAGCGUUAAAAUAAAAAAAUUAAAAAUAAAAAAAAAAGGUUCAAACACAAAGCGCUCCAAAUGGAGGAUAAUAUUCAGUAUCACUAUGACAGGCUAUGGCAAGCGGCUGACGUGACUGACCUUGGAAGAAAGACACUUCUACACAAGACAGGGGAAACAAGGGCAUUAUAUACACACAAGGUAAUGGGUAACAGGUGGAAACAAUAGGUCAUUAGGUGACAAGAGGAAGGGCAAGUACGCGACUAUGAAGAGGGUGAAGCCUUCCAAAUAAAACAGGAAGCGACGUGGCAUGACACUACUGCCGUAUCAAAUAUGGCUCACACAGUACUUACAGGCAGGCAACCAUAGAACCAGACAAUGCCAAUGAGUGACAAUUCACAACAUGCACUUUGCUGGGCAUCUGCACAGAUAUUUACUUAUAAAUUUUGUUGUUUUAUGACUUUUCUUAGUGAUUAUUUCUUUCUGAGAACACAGUAGUUAUAAUUUAUUUUUAGGGCUCGAGAAUUAACUGUGCGAGAGCCCUAUUGUAAUGCAAAGGAUUCUUAUUAUUAUUUCUUCUCCUCGGCAAAUGAAAAUGGCCAAUUUGGAGGCCUGAACAUGCUCGAAAACUCACCAAAAUUUACAGAUACAUGCAGCUUCACGUAAAUUGUGAUUAUUUUGCAACGUUGUGGAAAAAUUUAACAAAAUGGCUCAGUGGCGCACCCUUGGAUUUUUUAAAAAGGCCUCUCUAUUUAGGUUUUUUUAACGUAGAGCAAUGAAAUUUAGGGAGUCGAUACACUGCGCAAAACUGCUCCAAAAAGUCUCUUGCACCCACAUUCCAAACCAAACAGGAAAUCAGCUAUUUUGGAUUGAAUCUGAAAUUUCUAUCGAUUAAGAGGGUGCACAUUUGAGACCUUAGCACCUAGAGUGUUCGUUGGAUCUUCCUCAAAAUUGAUUGAAUGUUCAUGCGACAUAUGAGAUCUUAAGUUCAGUUAAGAACUGUCUUCAAUAAGGGCUUUUUCAUCUAGGUGUGUAAAUGUAUUUGUAAUCCCCAAAAAAGAGGCAAGUUCCGAGAAAGUUAGGUUCCCAGGAGAUGUUGAGAGGGAGACGAUCUGCCACCACCCUGACCUGCGUGCCGUCCGAGUUGCGCCAAGGUGCGAGGGCCCGUUCAGUCCUGCUUGUAGGAACGGAACUCGUUUGUAACCCAGGGACUGCCUGUAUAGUAUUGUAUCACAUUUACAUAACUAGGCUAGCAUAACAUGUUGUAGCUGCAGAGUGCGUACGCCACACGGCGUUCAUCAUAUUCAACAAUUUCCUUUACAACUGGUCGUUUGUCAAAACUGCAAACAUGAAUGCGGCGUGGAGUUACUAAAAGGUUCCAUUAAAAGGCUUUUACGUUCGCUGAUGGAGCGUUCCGACUCUCCUUUUGGGUCACAGAGUCGCGGCUUGUUUCCAGCUUGUCUGCGCGGGCCUACGCAUUGCGGACACCGCGUCUGGUGGCGUGCCAGCUCGCAUUAUUCAAAUUUAAUUUAGCGGAAAGUACUUUUGCUUGCCACAGUUCUGUCUCCAUCUGCGGUGCAAAUCAGCGCUACUUGUCAUUGUUUGUUGUGUGUGUGUGUUUUGUUUACGAGGCCUGCAUUGCAUUAGAAAAGACACACAGGCAGGUUUAUGGCCUCGAAUGAGCUUAUUUGACUUGAUCAGCUGACCGUUUGGCGGGUAAAAAUACACUGAGCAAUUUUUCCUAUUGGCUAAACGUCCAAUAUGCGAAUUUUCCAUCUGCGUUUCGUUGGCACGUGGCACCGCAAGCCUGCUAGGGAUGGCCGAUACCAGUGAUUUUGGAUUCGAUCCGAUACCAAGUAAUACCAAGGCCAAAUAUUGCGAUCCCGAUCCGAUAUCGAUACCGGAAGUUCAUAUUUUAUAUAUAUUAUUUAUACACACAACCCUGCAGAGUUUUCAGCCAUUCUGAUGAUAUCUAAUGUACAACUACAGCAAGCACUCAAAAACUAUUAAAAGUCUCUUUGUGUCGAAUAUGCAUUGCAAUGAAAAACAGCUGCUUUUAAUAACUAGCAAAGCAGUUUCCCUACAAACUCACAAACCAAUCCAUUAUCAACAAAUUCUGAUUAGUCAGUCUCACUCUUUAACCAUGACCCUUAAAUUCAUAUGCACAGAACAUUUCCCUGCUACACGUUGUAUUUGAUCAAAUUUUAAUCUACCCAAGUUAAAUAUUUUUGAUCUAAUUAAAGAACGAAUUAAUAGUAGCAUGUUACCGCCCUCUAAUGGUUGAUCAUUAAAAACAAAUCCAAUAAACAAGUCACUUGCCGUUUUUGAAUUUUAUUCUACUAACACAAUUUUCAAACAGAUAUUGAAAUAAUUGAAACAGACCUUAAACAAAAUAAAAAUAAAUAGCAACAAAACAUAAGAAAUCAAGCAUUUAAUUGUUUGAAACAAAACAAUAUGGAAAAAUAUAUUUCACAGAAAAACAAAAUAUUAAACAAAUUAAGUACCAAACAUAAAUAAACAAGAAAUAAUAAUAAAUGAAUAAGUAAUAAUAAUAAGGUCAAGUAAAGCAUUAGGUCAGUAAGUUUCCUUGAGAAGUCUGCAGCAGGAUAGUUUAAAUCUCUAAAUAUUUAACAAACCAUUCACUUAACACGUUUAUUAAAGUCCCUAUACCUGAUUUUUUUUUUUUUUGUGGAAUAAGUAGGGCUGUCAAAAUUAUCGCGUUAACGGGCGGUAAUUAAUUUUUUAAAUUAAUCACGUUAAAAUAUUUGACGCAAUUAACUCACAUGUCCCGAUCAGACAGAUUUAAAUGUCAGUAGAGUGAAAUGCCCACUUGUUAAUUGUGUUUAAUGGAGUUUUGCCGCCCUCUGCUGGCGCUUGGGUUCGACUGAUUUUAUAGGCUUCAGCAUCCAUGAGCAUUGUGUAAGUAAUUAUUGACAUCAACAAUGGCGGGCUACUAGUUUAUUUUUGAUUGAAAAUUUUACAAAUUUUAUUAAAGCGAAAACAUUAAGAGGGGUUUUAAUGUAAAAUUUCUAUAACUUGUACUAACAUUUAUCUUUUAAGAACUACAAGUCUUUCUAUCCAUGGAUUGCUUUAACAGAAUGUUAAUAAUGUUAUUGCCAUCUUGUUGAUUUAUUGUUAUAAUAAACAAAUACAGUCCUUAUGUACCGUAUGUUGAAUGUAUAUAUCCAUCUUGUGUCUUAUCUUUCCAUUCCAACAAUUUAUUUUACAGAAUAUAUAUAAAAUUUACAGAAAAAUAUAGGAUAUUUUAUAGAUGGUUUGAAUUGCAAUUAAUUGCGAUUAAUUACAAUUAAUUAAUUUUUAAGCUGUGAUUAACUCGGUUAAAAAUUUUAAUCGUUUGACAGCCCUGGGAAUAAGAUAAAAUAUGUGUUUUGUAUUUUUGAGUUUGGACAGGAAAAUAUUAAUUCCCAAUUUGUGUGAGCCUGAGGGAAAAGUAGUACAAAAAGUGUGCACAAAAAUAUACCCAAAAAAUAGACAAAGAAAAUAUAUUAAUUCCAAAUAUCGAUACUUUUGCUUGGGGAUCGAUACCUAAAACUGGAUCGAAAUAUCGAUAUUUUGGUAUCGAUCCGCCCAUCCCUAACGCCUACUGUCUGUGUGAGGUCAGUGCUUUUCAGGGAGGCAUUCCCACGGGAGCAUUCGUCUAAUAACUAAUUAGAAUGGAGAGAAGGGGAGGUCAGCGGGAUGGCCGGAGACAAAUGAUGUGAGCGAGACCGACGCGAGUCUUAAUUGAAUGAAAGCUCCUCCUGCUCUCAGAUGUUGUAAACAAUAAUGCUUCAGUUAGCCAACCCACUUGUCUUUUGCUUUAUUGUCCACCUGCUAACCCUGACAUCACACCCUCCCAUGUUAAGCCCAGACUUGAAUCAAUCAAAGCCAAAGGGAUUAGAUACUUGAGCAUUUCCACCCUUAGUCUUCUUACUCCUCGCCAGCCCACGCAGCAGAUUCCUGAUGAAGCUUCCCACUUCCUCAAACUCCGGCUGAUCUGUCUCUCGGCUGCUCCUAAAUCAACCUUAUAGCCCAUUUUAGAAAUUACUCCCAUCAGGAAGUGCAUACAUUCCUUUUCCUUCCAUUUGCGCUGAGAAAAGUGCGAGCGUGCAUCAAUAGCUGCUGAUCUUUGUUAAUAUCGGAUUGGUAAGUUUUCAGACAUUUUAUCAUGUAGAACAAACUCGGAUAAAAAGCAUGGGGAAAAAAAUGAAUUAGUUUAAAAGUGCAAGUAAGUUUUCAGACAUUUUAUCAUGUAGAACAAACUCGGAUGAAAAGUAGGGCUGUCAAAUGAUAAAAAUUUGGAAUCGAGUUAAUCACAGCUUAAAAAUGAAUUAAUCGUAAUUCAUCGCAAUUCAAACUAUCUCUAAAAUAUGCUAUAUUUUUCUGUAAAUUAAGUAAUUAAAGUUGUUGUAAUGGAAAGAUUAGACACAAGACGGAUAUAUACGUUCAACAUACUGUACGUAAGUACUGUAUUUGUUUAUUAUAACAAUAAAUCAACAAGAUGGCAUUAACAUUAUUAACAUUCUGUCAAAGCGAUCCAUGGAUAGAAAGACUUGUAGUUCUUAAAAGAUAAAUGUUAGUACAAGUUAGAGAAAUUUUAUAUUCAAACCCCUCUUAAUGUUUUCGUUUUAAUAAAGUUUGUAAAAAUUUCAAUCAAAACAUAAACUAGUAGCUCGCCAUUGUUGAUGUCAAUAAUAAUUAAGGUGCUGAAACCCAUAAAAUCAGUCGCACCCAAGCGCCAGCAGAGGGCGGCAAAACAAAAAACACAAGUAACAAGUGGAAAUGACACUUUGCUGUGAUUUUAUUUAUCUGUUUGAGCGGGGCGUGUGCGUUAAAUGCGUCAAAUAUUUUAACAAGGGCUGUCAAACGAUUAAAAUUUUUAAUCGAGUUAAUCUCAGCUUAAAAAUGAAUUAAUCGUAAUUAAUCGCAAUUCAAACCAUCUCUAAAAUAUGCCAUAUUUUUCUGUAAAUUAUUGUUGUAAUGGAAAGAUUAGACACAAGACGGAUAUAUAAGUUCAACAUACUGUAUGUAAGUACUGUAUUUGUUUAUUAUAACAAUAAAUCAAGAUGGCAUUAACAUUAUUAACAUUCUGUCAAAGCGAUCCAUGGAUAGAAAGACUUGUAGUUUUUAAAAGAUAAAUGUUAGUACAAGUUUGAGAAAUUUUAUAUUCAAACCCCUCUUAAUGUUUUCGUUUUAAUAAAGUUUGUAAAUUUUCAAUCAAAACAUAAACUAGUAGCUCGCCAUUGUUGAUGUCAAUAAUAAUUAUGGUGCUGAAACUCAUAAAAUUAGUUGCACCCAAGCGCCAGCAGAGGGCGGCAAAACAAAAAAAACACAAGUAACAAGUGGAAAUGACACUUUGCUGUCAUUUUAAUCUGUUUGAGCGGGGCAUGUGCGUUAAAUGUGUCAAAUAUUUUAACAAGGGCUGUCAAACGAUUAAAAUUUUUAAUCGUGUUAAUCACAGCUUAAAAAUGAAUUAAUCGUAAUUAAUCGCAAUUCAAACCAUCUCUAAAAUAUGCCAUAGUUUUCUGUAAAUUAUUGUUGUAAUGGAAAGAUAAGACACAAGACGGAUAUAUAGGUUCAACAUACUGUACAUAAGUACUGUAUUUGUUUAUUAUAAUAAUAAAUCAACAAGAUGGCAUUAACAUUAUUAUCCAGUGUUGUCACAGAUUACUUAAAAAAGUAAUUUAAAUACUGAUUACUGAUUACACCUCAAAAAAGUAAUCUAGUUACUUUACCCGUUACUUUAUUAUCAAACUAAGUUACUUUAAAAGUAACUUAUCAGUAAAAGUAACUUAUCAGUUACUUUUUACCAAUUUUUCUCCUUUUGCUGCCUCAACAUAAAAAUGACAACAACAAAAAAUGUCAUCACAUGUAAUUGAAUUUUUUACAUAAGGCUUAAUCUUUGAGUUAGCGGGGGUUUAAUUAGUCGAUGGAGUUGAUUUCAACCUCGCGCUAGCUUAGCCACCCCGGAGCCCUGAAACUAACAAAUAACUGAUAAACUGCACGGAAUUUGUUCAAAUCAACUCCAACGACUAAAUAAACCCCCGCUAACUCCAAGAUGUCAAAAAUUCUGAACUUCCCCUUUAAAAUAAAGACCUAGCUGUUAAAAUAAUGUCUAUAAAAGUUGUAAAGCAACAAAAACAAACAACAAAAUUAAUGAAAUGAACAAGAAUCCUACAACGUAUUUCAUAAUGGGUCAAAAUCAUUUUUCGAGUGGAUCAUUUGACUAGCACCUAAGACACUAGGUUUUGCUUUGCUAAGCCAAAACUACACCUGUGGAGGCAAGAUGGAUAUUUAGAAUUUCUGCAAACCUGUUUUCAAACGCAACCAACAACAACUGAGCUUGAACAGUUUUAUAUAUAUAUAUAUGUAUAUAUACAGUAUUGGCCAAAAGUUUGGUGACACCUCAAAGGUGGAUACUUUGAAGAAUGUAGAAUAUAAAACCUGUUUUCAGUUAUUUCACUUUUUUGGCCAUUCCACAUGUUCGUUCAUUGUUUUUGAUGUAUUCAGAGAGGAUUUACAAUAGUAGGGAAAAUAUAUAAAACGUAAAAAUUUUAGGUGUGUCCAAACUUGCAACAACAUGCUUUACAAACACUGACAAUAAAAUGUGCAUAUAGGCUGGUUACAAAGUGUAGAAGUGCUGGCUGUCUUGUCAUCUGUAGGCUUUUUCAAGUUUUGUGGCGCUGUCCUGUAAUUCCAAGUGCUUCCUUGUUGAAUUGGAUGUCGUUUUUAGCGGUCGACAGUCUUUUUCAGCCAGCGUAAAGUUUGCAACGCACGGAGAUAUUUUUGUCAUCUUUACUGGACAGAAAUGUAAAGUAAUGGCUGUAUUUCCAGUGAGCAAAGGCAUCGAUUUGCGGAAUAUAUCCUGCCUUUCAAUGUUAGCCUCGCUGCCUCGUCAGAAUGCUAUGUUGUUGACCGCCGUGGUAGACAGCCUCAAACAGCAUCGUAAUACACGUGACCCGUUUUUUUUUUUUCCCCCGAUGAGAAAUGCUCUUCGUGCAUGACUACAGUAUUCUUCAUUCUACAUACAUUAUGAGGCAAAAACAAAAUAGUAACGCACAGGCACUAGGGAAACUAACUUUAAUCGGAUUACAGGCUUGGAAAAAUGAACGCGUUAGAUUACUCGUUACUGAAGAAAGUAAUCAAAUUACAGUAACGCGUUGCUUAGUAACGCGUUACUGACAAAACUGAUCGUGAGCUUUGUAUCGCAAAUCGUAUCGUAUCGUGAGGUACCAAAAGGUUCCCACUCCUAGUUCUAGCCUGGCCUAGCCAGUCUCCAGACCUAAACCCGAUAGAAAACCUUUGAAGGGAGCUCAAACUCUGUGUUUUUCAGCGACAGCCCAGAAACCUGGCUGAUGGGUGGGUCAAGAUCCCUCCUGCAGUAUGUGCAAACCUGGUGGAAAAAACUACAGGAAAUGUUUGAUCUCUGUAAUCGCAAACAAACUCUACUGUACCAAAUAUUAACAUUCGUUUUGUCAGGUGUUCAAAUACAUAAAACCCCCAAUACAUAAAUCCACUGACAUAAAAACCCCAAAUACAUUUAUGUGCCAAUACAAAACACAACAUGUACAUCAUUGAGAUGGGCAACACAUUUCCCGAAAAAAUCUGCCCUGAUGAAAUUAUAGCAUAUCAUUUUCAUGUAACACCUUUGUAAUGAUAAUCCCUGAAAGCGCCAGUCAUAAAGCCAGGAGUGAAAUCUGCCUCGUGUCAGCGUUUACAAUGAGAAGCACUUGCAUGAUUAGAUGUCUUUGCGAUCAAUGCCGCCUCUUCUGACGAUCAUUAAGACUGCUCUUAACAGAUUACAGCCCCCUCCCUGGCACGCACUGCUCCCCUCUCAUCCUUCCGUUCCUGCUCCUCCUUCCAUCACACAUACACACACACCAACGCACACACAGGAGGACCUGACUUUAUUUCUUCAUCUGAGCAUUUUUCGGACCGUCCGGUCGCUCUAUCACGUUUUGGCUGAUGAGAUGCUAAAUGUGUGACAUUGAUAUGACAAACUAAGUAACUCCUGUCCAAGUCAGAUGCCAGAAGCCAUGGACCGGCUCGUCAUCCUAUGCCACCUUAUGAUUUUAUGUUUGAAUCCAUCCGGAGCCACCAGCCUCAUCACAGUGAAUGCAUUUGAAACAAGAGGUCAGCGCGUGUGCAAAGCGGGCAACAGCAAGCCGUGUUACAAGCUCGCUUACUUCUCCGACCUGCGACGGAGGUUGAAUUUCGCCGAGGCCGAACUAGCCUGCCGUCGGGACGGCGGGCAGCUGCUGAGCGUGGAGUCGGCGUCCGAGCAGAAGGUCAUCGAACAGCUCAUUACAGAGUUGAGGCCGACAGACGGAGACUUCUGGAUCGGACUCCGGCGUAACCACGGUGAUGAGGACAGCAGCGGGAGCAGCGAUUGUUCGUCGCAGUACCGCUGGUUGGAUGGCACAAAGUCAACAUUUAGGAACUGGCACUGGGAUGAGCCAUCGUGCGGCUAUGAGGUGUGCGUGGUGAUGUAUCACCAGCCAUCCGCUCCGCCGAGCCUUGGCGGCCUUUACAUGUUUCAGUGGAAUGACGACAACUGUGAAACCAAGCACAAUUUCAUCUGCAAAUACACAGCAGACAAGACAGCUGUUUCUUCUCCGCCCAACUCUACACAUGCAGACAUCUUCCCCUCAUCGGUGCCUUGGAAUCCAAGCGACCACAAUGCAAAGAGGAGUACAGCAUUGAACGUGAUCUACAUCAUCAUCCCCACAAUUCCGCUCAUUCUCCUGCUGCUGACGGUAACCUGUGUCUGCUGCUUCAAAAUGCUCGUCGCGAGACGGACGAAAAAGCAGAAGUCAGAAGUAACGUUGACGGACACGGGCCCGACGACAGCCGACGUGUAUAAUGUGAUUCGCUCCCAAAAAGAUGACGACUUGGUAUCUGCGCGCCCGCAUACCAAAAACACGUCCUUUCUGUGCUCGUCCCCUGACACCCCCACGGGCGAUUACGACAACCUCGGAGGCCGCGACACCGAGAGCGGCUUUGUAACUCUGGCCAGCACUGAGAGCUGCUUCCUUAACUUUGACCUCAAUGACCUCAGCUUGGGUCGUCGUGGGACGCGCGACCUCUACAACAGCAGCUUAGGUCGCCCGGCGAAGAAGGAGGCAAUCGACGGGAGUCCGGCUCGACCCGGACAGUUUUACGAGCGCAGUCUAGGCCGGCGCACCACCAAAAGCGAGCAUUUCGGUAGCGGCGGCGCCUACGGGGACCAUGAGUUAUUUGACGACAUCCUUGCCGCGAAGAGGGAGCUCUACGAGCCUAAAGUGGCGACCGGGAGUGACGCUGUCAAGGCUGAUAUGUAUCAGACCUACAGCAACAAUGGCAAAGUGGACUCUUACCAAAGCAUUCUGGGAACAUACGGAGGCCGUAAACCUUAUCAGGCCACGCUGGAUAGCUACAGAGGCGGCUUGAAUCUCAAUGGAGGAAGGAGAUACCUGGAUGAACAACAGUGGCUGGACAGCGAGAAGUACUGAGUCUGUUCACAUCAAUCUUGUGGAUGAAGGUGAUAAAUAAGCUGCUUGUGCGUGAUUGUACAUGGUUAUGUAAAUGGAGCAAACCUUUGGGUUUAUAAUUCAACUAUGUAGUGUAUAAAUAUACAACUCCUAGCAAAAAGUAUGGAAUCAUCAGUCUCGGACGAGCACUCACUCAGACAUUUUAUUAUGUAGAACAAACUCAGAUAAAAAGCUUGCAAAAAUAAUGAAAUAGUUCAAAAGUGCGACUCUUUAGCGUUCAGAAAUACUAAAAGAAAUGAAUAGAAAACAUUGUGGUGGUCAGUAAAUGUUACUUUUACAGAGCAAGUGCAGGGAAAUAAAUAUAGAAUCACUCCAUUCUGGGGAAAAAUAUAUGGAAUCAUGAGAAACAAACAAAGAAAUAACAACCAAAACACAUCUCUAGUAUUUAGUUGCACCACCUCUGGCUUUUAUGACAGCUUGCAGUCUCUGAGGCAUGGACUUGAUGAGUUUUCUUCAUCAAUUUGGUGCCAACUCUCUUUGAUUGCAGUUGCCAGAUCAUCCUUGCAGGUCGGAGCCUUGCUGUGGACCAUUUUUUUUCAAUUUCCACCACAGGUUUUCAAUAGGGUUGAGAUCUGGGUUAUUUGCAGGUCAUGGCAAUAACUGGAUGAGUCUUUCUCCAAGGAAUGCUUUAACAGUUUUAGCUCUGUGGCAUGAUGCAUUGUCAUCUUGGAAAAUGAUGUCAUUAUCCCCAAACAUAUUUUCAAUUGAAGGGAUGAGAAUGCUCUCUAAAAUUUUAAUGUAAACUUUUGCAUUUAUUGAAGAUUUAACCACAGUCAUCUCCCCAGUGCCUUUGCCUGACAUGCAGCCCCAUAUCAUCAAGGACUGAGGGAAUUUUGAUGUUUUCUUUAUCAUCUGUGUAAAUCUCACUGGAACAACACCAAACAAAAGUUCCAGCAUCAUCACCUUGUCCAAUGCAGAUUCUUGACUCUUGACAAGGUGAUGAUGCUGGAACUUUUGUUUGUUUUGUUUGUCCAAUGCAGAUUCUUGACUCUUGACAAGGUGAUGAUGCUGGAACUUUUGUUUCUCUAUAAAAGUAACCUUUACUGACCACCACAAUGUUUUUAUUCAUUUCUUUUAGUGUUUCUGAAUGCUAAAGAGUUGCACUUUUGAACUACCGUAAUUUUCGGACAAUAAGUCGCUCCUUUUUCCCCUCAUUUUGAAACCUGCGGCUAAUAGUCCAGUGCGGCUUAUUAGUUGAUUUAUUUGGGUUAAUAUGUCACACUUUAUUUGACAGCGGCGUCAUAAGCCUGCCAUAAGACCGUCAUAAUUGUGACAUAACAGUUCGGAUCCUUUAGAUCGAUUAAAGAGUGAGAAAAUUUGCUGGAUGACACAAGAUGACAUCUAUUAUUAGCAUGAUAGUGCAUUUGCCUGAUAUGCAGCCCCAUAUCAUCAAGGACUGAGGGAAUUUUGAUGAUUUCGUCAGGCAGUCAGCUUUGUAAAUCUCACUGGAACAACACCAAACAAAAGUUCCAGCAUCAUCACCUUGUCCAAUGCAGAUUCUUGACUCAUUACUGAAAAUAACCUUCAUCCAGUCAUUCACAGUCCAUGAUUGCCUCUACUUAGCCCAUUGCAGUCCUGUUUUUUCUGUUUAAGUGAUAAUGAUGGUUUCCUUUUAGCUUUCCUGUAUGAAAAUCCCAUUUCCUUUAGGCAAUUUUGCACAGUUCUGUCACAUACCUUGACUCCAGCUUCCUCCCAAUUGUUCUUCAUUUGUCUUGUUAUACAACUUCUGUUUUCAAGACAUAUGACCUUUAGUUGUUUGUCAUAACGUUUGGAUGUCUUCCUCGGUCUACCAGUAUGCUUAACUUUUACAACCUUGCCAUGCUGUUUGUACUUGGUCCAGAUUUUUGAUACUGCUGAUUGUGAACAGCCCACAUCUUUGGCAACCAUACGUGUAGUGUUACCUUGCUCAAGAAGUUUGGAAAAUCCUCUCCUUGGUCUCAAGAGACAUCUCUCUUGUUGGAGCCAUGAUUCUUGUGAAUCCACUUGGUCCAGCAGCCCUCCAAGGUGUGAUAACUGCACUGUUUUUAACUGCUGACUAACGAGCAGAUCUAAUCUGAGGCAGGGGCCCAAUUAAGGAAUGGAAAUUGUCUGGGUGUGUCUGUAUUUUCUUCUCCAAAUGGAAGGAUUCCAUAUUUUUUUUCAGAAUGGAGUGAUUCUAUAUUUAUUUCUCUGCACUUGCUCUAUAAAAGUAACAUUUACUGACCACUACAAUGUUUUUUAUUAAUUUCUUUUAGUGUUUCUGAAUGCCAAGGAGUUGCACUUUCGAACCAAUUCAUUAUUUUUUCAAGCUUUUUUUCGGCGUCUGUUCUAGAUAAUAAAAUGUCUGAGUGAGUGCUCGUCCGAGCCUGGUGAUUCCAUACUUUUUGCUUGGGGUUGUAUAUUUUGAAUUGGCUUUUUCGUCAGACCUCUUCCUAAAUCAGAAAACAUUUGCAUUAUGUUUGUUGAAAGACUAAAUGAACCAUCGGUGUGACUGAUAAUCGUUGUUCACAGCGGCGGAACAUAGAUGAGCCUCUAAGGGGCCCGGUAUUCUGGUGUAAAGUAGGGGUGAGAACCUCUUGGUACCUUGUGCAAAUUCUUCUUGAAGAAGCUUCAGCUUUAGCCUCGAACAUCAUGUUCUCAUAGUCCACACGCGAAGUAGAGUGUUAGUAUGAAGCAUUUUGUUUCUGCUUACCAAGUGCGUAGGUUUGGUCUCAAUAUUGGUAGGGACGAUAGAACAGCAUAACCUGCAUGUACACUUUUUGCUAGGGACGGGACAGCAAGGCUACAUUUCUCACCAAUAAGAACCUAAUUAAUUGAUAGGCUAAGUGAUUAAUGCAAACUAAAUCUGUAUUGACUUACACUGCUGGCCAAAGGUAUUGGCACCCCUGCAAUUCUGUCAGAUAAUGCUCAAUUUCUCCCAGAAAAUGGUUACAAUUACAAAUGCUUUGGUAGUAAUAUCUUCAUUUAUUUUGCUUGCAGUGAAAAAACACAAAAGAGAAUGAAAAAAAAAAUUAAAUCAUUCUCAUUUUACACAAAACUCCAAAAAUGGGCCAGACAAAAGUAUUGGCACCCUCAGCCUAAUACUAGGUAGCACAACCUUUAGACAAAAUAACCGCGAACAACCACUUCCGGUCUCCAUCAAUGGGUUUCUUACAAUGCUCUGCUGGAAUUUUGGAACAUUGUUCUUUGGCCAAUUGCUCCAGGUCUCUGAAAUUUGAAGGGUGCCUUCUCCAAACUGCCAUUUUCAGAUCUCUCCACAGGUGUUCUAAGGGAUUCAGGUCUGGUCUCAUUGCUGGCCACUUUAGAAGUCUCCAGUGAUUUCUCUCAAACCAUUUUGUAGUGCUUUUUGAAGUGUGUUUUGAGUCAUUGUCCUGCCGGAAGACCCAUGAUUUCUGAGGGAGACCCAGCUUUAUCACACUGGGCCCUACAUUAUGCUGCAAAGUUUGUUGGUAGUCUUCAGACUUCAUAAUGCCAUGCACACGGUUAAGAGUCCAGUGCCAGAGGCAGCAAAGCAACCCCAAAACAUCAGGGAACCUCCGCCAUGUUUGACUUUGGGGACCGUGUUCUUUUCUUUGAAGGCCUCGUUUUUUUCCCCUGUAAACUCUAUGUUGAUGCAUUUUUCCAAAAAGCUCUACUUUUGUCUCAUCUGACCACAGAACAUUCUUCCAAAAUGUUCUUGGCUUUCUCAGGUAAGUUUUGGCAAACUCCAGCAUGGCUUUUUAUGUCUCUGGGUCAGAAGUGGGGUCUUCCUGGGUAUCCUACAAUAGAGUCCCUUUUCAUUCAGACGCCGGCAGAUAGUCCGGGUUGACACUGCUGUACCCUUGGCCUGCAGGACAGCUUGAACUUGUUUGGAUGUUAGUCGAGGUUCUUUAUUCGCCGUCCGCACAAUCUUUGAACUCUCUCGUCAAUUGUUCUUUUCCGUCCACAUCUAGGGAGGUUAGCCACAGUGCCAUGGGCUGUACACUUAUUGAUGACACUGCGCACGGUAGACAAAGGAACAUUCAGGUCUUUGGAGAUGGACUUGUAGCCUUGAGAUUGCCCAUGCUUCAUCACAACUUUGCUUCUCAAGUCCUCAGACAGUUCUUUGGUCUUCUUUCUUUUCUCCAUGCUCUAUGUGGUACACACAAGGACACAUGACAGAGGUUGAGUCAACUUUAAUCAAUUUUAACUGGCUCAGAUUCAGAGAUUUGUCAUUGACACAAGCUCUCACAUGAUGACAAUAGAUGACAACGAAAUUCCGUUCGAUGAGUGAGCAUCUGGCCGCUGGAGACAGUCCACGCCGCCAACUUCUCUUCUUCAGGAAUUACAGAGCAAGUUACAAGUAGAGCAGUUACAGAAGUUACAGUACACACAUAUAUCAUACAACAUAGCAGGGAUAUGACACGACGCACAGGUCACGUGCAGGGAUUUUUUGUACAAAAAAAAUGAGAACUACUAGUCGUGGCUGGAGGAAGAGGGGGGUCAGUGAUAAUAAGAAAAAGGCGGUGGUGGACUGGAGGGGGGUAGGUUGUGUUUUAGUGUGUGUAUGCACAUGUCUAUCAGUAUUUGUACGUGUCUGUAGAUAAGAGUCGCAGGGCCCUGUGACCUUCCUUGGGAAGAGAAUCAAGGGCAAGAGAUGGAGCCAUCUGUGCGGCUCUCUCCAGGAGAAGGGAGGGGUUGGAUAAGGGUGUUCAGGAAAGGAAAAUUAUAAUCGAAUUAAGCCGAAUAAGUAAUUUAAUAUGUCCAAAAAUACAGUUGGUCUUCAGUCAAAUUUGCGCUCCUCAGGGCGUAGGUCAGACCUUAGGUCCCUUAAGUCAUUGCCAAUAGUCGCGGUCUGCGUCGACAGUUCCGUCACCUGGCGCCAGGUAGCAUCCACUUUUACCCAUCCUUCCUCAGACCGAACCGUGAGUCCACGGAGCCAGUUCUUGAUCCGAGCCUUGACGCGGUCCUUCAAUGCCUUGAAUCGCACCGUUUGAUCCGUGGACAAUUUGUUGAUUUCCUUGAAAGCUGCCGUCUUGGAAACUUUCCGGUAGAGCAGGGCACCUCCUAAGCCAAGCAGAAGAAACCCCACGACCGUCACGCCAAACAGCCGAAAAUCCUCGAUAUCUUCCACAGAUAGGACAGUAAGACACGCUGGCUUCCAGUGAUCCCAUGAAUCUCUCAAUAUAUCCAGCAGCCAAGGUACCAUCUGGGCGAGACAGCUCUCCUGGUGCACUGUGUCUUGUUAAAUAUCUUGUCAAUUGCGCUGGGAGACCAACUAAUCAGAUCCAUUUUCGUAUGAGAGACCAGCAACAGCUGAUCCACAGGGGAAAAUACAUAAAAAGCAGACAGACUAGACUGACGAAGAUGGCGAGCAGCAGGAGCAGGGAGGAAACACGUCCGCCCCCGUCGAUGGCAGGAAGAAGAAAAAGGCUGCAAGUGUGACUUAGUUAUUGCCACCACCUGUUAUCUGCCACGGGUAAGUAACAGGUGCUGUUAAUUACACAAAUUAAAGAAGUAUCACAUGAUUUUUCAAAGGGUGCCAAUACUUUUGUCCAGCCUAUUUUGGGAGAUUUGUGUAAAAUGACAAUGAUUUAAUUUUUUUCCCCCAUUCGCUUUUGUGUUUUUUCAUUGCAAGCAAAAUAAAUGAAGAUGUCACUACCAAAGCAUUUGUAAUUGCAAUCAUGUUCUAGGAGAA